AGUUGUUGUUCUGCCGGUAGAGCACGCCUGAUGCUGCUGUUGGUGAGAUUUGCUCGAUAUGUCUGCCUCCAAAAAGAAAAGCAAAGAGAAAGCUCUACAAGGGGCAGCCUCCCCCUGUCCGGAGCCCCGAACGGGUAGUAACAGCAACCCUUGGCUGUUUAAAGUCACCGACUUCUUAGAUAAAGCAGAAGACAAUGUACCAAAGGCUUACAGAUGUUCUUUCGUACAGCUCGGCCUGAAUAGUAUGAAAUCGGCUGACGUGUGUAUUGGGCGCCCUGUUUUGAUAACCAGCAUAGAUGGGAGACAAGAGGUGUGUACAGCAUGGCCCGUGUCUGGUCUUCCUUCCGGCAAAGUUGGCCUCAGGGCAACAGCGCAGAAAAACCUCAAGGUGAAACCCGGGGACUCGGUGCUUGUGCGGCCCGUCACAGGCUCUGUGCUGCAGGCUGAAGAAAUCGAAGUCAGCCUCAGGGAGAAGGAUGCCGGUGGGAUCAAUCUCGAAGAGCUGUCUGCUUUUCUGCUAAGGCUCAUGGAUGGAAAGAUCGUUUUGCUUGGGAACCUUUUAAGUAUGAACUUCUACGGUAGACCAUGCACCUUCCAAGUGACUAAAAUUAAAGGCAUUGAUGACAUGGUGCAAGAACCACUAUCGAGUAAUGUUUUUACAAAUGACAUGUCAAUGGACAAGAGCAGCAUGGAGAGCAGUACCUUGGAUUUGUCUUUGCAGCUUGGCCAGCUGGAUAUCGAUGAUAACCAAAAUGUAGCAGCCACAAGUACUCCAUGCAGAACUGACAUGGUCAGGCCCUCAGGUCCUUUUUGUCAGGCUGUGGCAGAAGUUAAUCCACACGAGCCGAGCACAGGGCAGUCACACCAGGACAGCUUUCAAAGCCUUAACUCGUCAGACAGUGAUAAUGACAAAGGACCGAUGUCUCCAUACCUGAAAAAUGGCUCCAAAUGCAACACGGAUACGUUUUAUUCAAUUUGUUCACAAACUCAAAUCAGAUACAAAGAUUUCAAGUCGACAUCAGAGUCUGAAGAAGUUGAACAAGGAAAUAAAGUAACUUAUGACAUGAUUGGCGGAUUGAAGAGCCAAUUGAAGGAGAUACGAGAAACUAUUGAGUUGCCUCUGAAGCAGCCGGAGCUGUUUAAGAGUUAUGGAAUUCCUCCUCCACGGGGAGUGCUACUCCAUGGUCCUCCCGGGACAGGCAAAACACUCAUCGCUCGAGCAAUCGCUAAUGAAGUCGGUGCUCAUGUUUCAGUUAUCAAUGGUCCAGAAAUAAUGAGCAAGUUUUAUGGGGAGUCAGAGGCCAGACUGCGCCAGAUUUUUGCUGAGGCAUCGCUACGCCAACCCUCCAUUAUAUUUAUUGAUGAGCUUGAUGCUCUAUGUCCAAAAAGAGAAGGGGCUCAGAAUGAAGUGGAGAAACGUGUUGUGGCCUCCUUACUUACACUUAUGGAUGGAAUUGGAUCGGAAGAAAGUCAAGGCCAGCUUUUAGUGCUAGGAGCCACAAACCGCCCUCACUCGUUGGAUCCCGCUUUACGCAGACCUGGGCGCUUUGACAAAGAAAUAGAGAUUGGUGUGCCUAACGCUCGAGAACGUCUUGACGUUCUCCAGACCAUAUUGAGAAAGGUCCCUCAUCAGCUGAUUGAAGAAGACCUUGUGCAGCUUGCAGACAGCGCCCAUGGAUAUGUGGGAGCCGACCUGGCUGCCCUGUGCAAGGAAGCAGGCUUGAAUGCUCUGCGCAGUAAACUUGGAGAGCUGUCCUGCCCGUCAGACAGGGAAGUGGCUGGGUCCGUGGUCAUCGCCCUGCACGACUUCCUGCAGGCAAUGAAUGAUGUCAGACCCAGCGCCAUGAGGGAAGUUGCCAUUGACGUGCCCAAGGUGUCGUGGUCAGACAUUGGAGGCUUGGAGAAUGUUAAACUAAAAUUAAAGCAGGCUGUCGAGUGGCCGCUAAAACACCCCGACUCUUUCAUUCGCAUGGGGAUACAGCCACCAAAAGGAGUGCUACUCUAUGGACCCCCAGGGUGCUCGAAAACCAUGAUUGCAAAGGCUUUGGCUAAUGAAAGUGGACUUAACUUUUUGGCAGUAAAGGGCCCGGAGCUGAUGAAUAAGUAUGUUGGUGAAUCAGAGCGAGCUGUUCGAGAGAUAUUCAGGAAAGCAAGGGCUGUUUCUCCUUCUAUUUUAUUUUUCGAUGAAAUAGAUGCUUUAGCUGUUGAAAGAGGAAGUUCUUCUGGAGCGGGGAACGUAGCUGACCGUGUCUUAGCUCAGUUGCUAACAGAAAUGGAUGGUGUGGAACAGCUGAAAGAUGUUGUGAUUCUGGCAGCUACAAACCGCCCUGAUUUAAUAGACAAGGCUUUAAUGCGUCCUGGGCGUAUCGACAGGAUCAUCUAUGUGCCAUUGCCAGACGAAGCUACACGCAGGGAAAUUUUUAAAAUCCACUUCCGCUCCAUGCCCUUCGACGGUGAGAUCUGCCUAGAAAAACUUGUGAAACUGACAGAGAAAUACUCUGGAGCCGAGAUCGCUGCGCUCUGCAGAGAAGCUGCCCUUCUGGCUCUUCAAGAAGACAUUCAAGCCCAGUGGAUUAUGAGAAGACAUUUUGACCAAGCCUUGGCCAUCGUAACACCAAGAAUACCAGAUUCACUCAUUCAGUUUUACGAGGCUUACCAGCAAAAAAGUGGACUGCAUAAUUUAUAAGCUUAUUUUUCAGCUUUAUUAAAAUAAAAUCAAGCAAUUAUUUCAACCAAAUAUCAUUGGAAUGCACCAUUUUUCAAAAUAAAUAUUUUUAAAAAUACAA
Molecule: messenger RNA, 2786 nt
Organism: Spea bombifrons (plains spadefoot toad)
Lineage: Eukaryota; Metazoa; Chordata; Amphibia; Anura; Pelobatidae
Gene: AFG2A
Product: spermatogenesis associated 5
Exons: 16
Coding region: 59-2686 (875 amino acids)
Cellular component (GO): cytoplasm
Molecular function (GO): ATP hydrolysis activity; ATP binding
Source: RefSeq, a predicted model, not a curated record